Molecule: messenger RNA, 1440 nt
Organism: Neolamprologus brichardi
Lineage: Eukaryota; Metazoa; Chordata; Actinopteri; Cichliformes; Cichlidae
Source: RefSeq, a predicted model, not a curated record
UAUUCGGUCGUUGGAGCGUCGCGGUAGUCAUGUUUUUGCGUUCGUGAUACUUUUCGGGGAGCGUGCUUUGUUUACUGAAAAAAGGGAUAUUUUCCGCUUCUUUCUAAUAUUGCUUUAUUUUUACCGCCACAAUGACUGAGGAUGUUCAGAAGCACUCAGUCCACACUCUGGUCUUCAGAUCUCUUAAAAGGACUCAUGAUAUGUUUGUGUCUGAUCACGCCAAGUCCAUCUCGCUGGAUGAUGAAAGCCACAAGUUGAAGAUGGGGGUUAAACUGAAAGCAGACUACGGUGCAGUGUUACACCUGCCCAUCCUGAGGGAAGGGAAAGACAGAGACUCACACCUUUCGGGCAGCAUGGAAGGCCACCAGAACUACUCGCUCCUGGAGGGAGGUGGGACCAGAAAUUCUGCCCUCAUGAGGAGAGCGCCCACAAUGCCCAAACCUCAGUGGCAUCCGCCAUGGAAACUGUUUCGGGUCAUCAGCGGCCACCUUGGCUGGGUGAGGUCCAUCGCUGUAGAGCCUGGGAAUCAGUGGUUUGUCACAGGCUCUGCUGAUAGGACUAUAAAGAUCUGGGACCUGGCCAGUGGAAAACUGAAACUCUCUCUGACUGGACACAUCAGCACAGUGCGUGGGGUGGCGGUCAGCAGCCGCAGUCCUUACCUUUUCUCUUGCGGGGAGGACAAGCAGGUCAAAUGUUGGGAUCUGGAGUACAACAAGGUAAUUAGGCACUAUCACGGACACCUCAGCGCAGUGUAUGAUCUGGAUCUGCAUCCAACCAUCGACGUGCUCGUGACGUGCAGCAGAGAUGCCACAGCGAGGGUAAGCUCUUACUUUGUGUUGAAUCAGUGGUUGUUAAUCAUAAUGGAAAAUGACCGAAACAGAGUAGAGUCAAGGCACAUAGUUUACAAGGAGGAUGACACCGCUACAGAAGAAAGCCACCCAGUCAACUGGAAACCAGAAAUCCUCAAGAGAAAAAGAUUCUAGAGAUUUCUUAUUUGUUUUUCUUGCCACAGUAACAGCAGUGAAUUUUAUUUCCACCAACUUUUGUUUGCUCGUGCUUUUUCUGUCAGGCAAACUCUCAGCUUUCACAGAAGCAUCCCUCUUUAUUCUAAAAACCUUUUGCAGUCCUCGUUGUAUGAUGUUAGUCUGAUAAAGCAGCCGUUACGGACUGCCAGGAACCUCCCCGAGUGUUUGUUCUUGAUGAUAACGGCUCUCUGAUAGCUCUGAUCCGACUCGUCCACCAACAGAAGCCACUCUUCACCUUCAGAAGGACAGACUUCAGAGUGGACCUGCUCCCUGCUCAAGUCAAACCCUUCAAAGGAAAUGUAUUUGGAAGUUUUAACCAAGAAAGAAAAAACUUGUAUUGUUUCAGCAGAAUUGGUUUUGUACAGACAUGGAAAGUUUAUUAUGCUCCAUUUGAAUAAAGACCACAUUUUUCACA